Molecule: messenger RNA, 2009 nt
Organism: Drosophila arizonae
Lineage: Eukaryota; Metazoa; Arthropoda; Insecta; Diptera; Drosophilidae
Gene: vlc
Product: disks large-associated protein 2
Biological process (GO): signaling
Cellular component (GO): postsynaptic specialization; glutamatergic synapse
Molecular function (GO): molecular adaptor activity
Source: RefSeq, a predicted model, not a curated record
AAAAGAAAAACGAAAAUACUUCGUAUUUGGCAGCCGAAAGCACUUCCCAUGGAUCGAAGCUUGGAUUCCAUUGGCAGCUGUUCGUUAGAUGUUGAUGCGGAUUCAUCCGAUAUAUCAGAUACCAGCGGCAGUCUCAACUUUCCCACACCGCUUUCAGUUAAGGACAUAACACGCGAAUUUACGGCGAAUAUUAAAGAGCGUUGCACUCUGCGGUCGCCGCAACAACACCAACAACUGCAGCAUCAGCAACUGCACCAACAACAACAACUGCCACUGCCUUUGCAGCUGCAGCGGACAUUCACCACAACCGCCUACGUCAAUCUGGAUCAGCGAACGGGCGGUGUUCGCAUGGUGCUGUCACCGCCUGCCACCAGCGACUUGGUCGAUGUCGAUUCGCAGGAUCAACAACAGCAACAACAACAACAACAGCACAGCAACAGCCUCAUUGUGGAUGCCGCAGAGAAGAAGCCGAGCUAUUUGAAUCUGGCCUGUUGCGUUAAUGGCUACUCAAAUCUAACCACCUACGACUCGAAAAUACGCCAGGACAUCAACAAGUCGCGUGAGGUCUCGCCCAUUCGUCCCUCAACGAGCAGUCUGCAGUAUUGCAAGCGCAACAAUCAGCUGGCAGCGCCGGUCCUGCACACAAUGCCGCUGACCAAGCAGCCGGCCACAACGGCCAUGGCCGGCAAAUACAACGAAACAAACAACAACGGCAAUGGCAGUAGUAAAAACGGCCAUUUGGAGAACGGAGAUUUGGCCUAUUGCAAUGGGGGCGAGCCGAGCAAAUCGGCGACUGCCACCAGCAGCUUUAUACAGCAGCGCGUGGAGAGGCUGUACGGGCCGGGCGCGCUGGCUCAGGGUUUCUACAGUCCCAAAAAGCAGAGCUCAUCGAGUGCGAAGCAACAACAGUUGAAUAAACACCAGCUGGAUUCGCCCAGCUCGACGGAGCUGUCACGCAAAUUCAAGCAAUUGUCGCCCAGCAAGGAUUACGGCGAAUUCCGGAAGAAACUGCAAAGCAAUUGCACACGCUCCCAAUCCGAGCAGCCGGUCAGCAAGACGAACAGCAGCCAGGCGCCAAUACAGAAUGGCGACACGGAUUUGCCAGUGUUUCGUCACCUGAGCCACGAAUUUCGUGCCCAGCUGCCGACGGUGUCGCCCAAGCGGACGGUGCAACGUGUCGCUAACGGCGCUGAUGAUGAUCAGGUGGAUUACUUGAAGCCGGCGAACACCGAGGAGUACAUGAGCACCACCAAGAUACGCACCGCUGGCGCUGGCAAGGACAAUGGCGGUGAGGUGCAGCCGAGUCCUGCUGUGAGCGAGGAGAGCAAAACUGUGGUCAAGGAUGGCAAUUACUUCCUCAAGAUACUCAAGGAUGAACAGAUACGUCUGAUAGCGCUGGCCGCCGUUGCCGAGAAGUAUAUAGAUGCCUUGACUAACAAUCCUGACAUAACGGAGGACACGUUUGGCCUGCUGCGCUCCGCUGCGGGCAAGGCCCGACUGCUGGCCUCACAGAAAAUGAAACAGUUUGAGGGUCUGUGUCACAACAAUUUGAAUCGCUCGCCGGAGGAUGCAUUUCCUACAACCGUAGAUGAUUUACAGGGCUUCUGGGACAUGGUCUAUUUGCAGGUGACGCACGUGGAUAGCAUAUUUGCCGACAUCGAGAAACUGAAGAGCAAUGACUGGCAGCACAUUGCUGAGCCCGCUGAGGAAGUAUCGACGGCGCCUGUUAAGAUAACAAAAUUGAACACAAAGACUGGCAAUGCGAAGGCGAAAGGUGCGGGCACGGGAACUGCAGCCGCUCUGGGACCAUCGAAUGCUGUUGCGGCCAUGAAGCGGGAGGCGCAACGUAAACAAUUGCUGGAAAUGAAGCGUCUGCGACGCGAGCAACUAGCUGCAGCAGCCAAAAAUCAAGCGGCCUGUGAUGAGGGGGCAAACAUUGGUGAUACUGUGAAUAAUACCGUGAAGAACAGCAGCGACCACAGCAGCUGAAUUGUGCUGAACCAAUACAA